CAUGAAGGCAACAUAACAACCGACAGCAGUAACUGUUACGGCUUGACACAUUAGCUUUAGCAUACAGACAAGGAACAGCGGCGGUGUCGUUCACAGAAAGUUCAUUUCACAAUGUCAGCAGCACUUGGUCCAGAAGGUUCUGGUGCAGCGUCAGGCAACAGGCGCCUGCAGCAAACCCAAGCCCAGGUGGAUGAGGUGGUGGAUAUUAUGCGUGUUAAUGUGGACAAAGUGCUGGAACGUGACCAGAAGUUGUCUGAACUGGAUGACCGAGCAGAUGCACUGCAGGCUGGAGCCUCCCAGUUUGAGACCAGUGCUGCCAAACUGAAAAGAAAGUACUGGUGGAAGAACUGCAAGAUGUGGGCCAUCCUGAUAGCUGUCAUAGUGAUCAUCAUCAUCAUCAUUAUUAUUUGGAGUUACUCGUAAAACAGCAAACAGAAGAGGAGGAGGAGUGGAGGAAAUGAUGAUGAUGAAGAAGAGGAGAGGAGCAACAGCACAAUUAAUGUCUCAGAGGAAGGUCACACGAUUACUGUCUACUGACAACAUUUGUCCCCUCUUGCAGGGGAUCUUCAUUCUUUGUCCUGGUGUGUAUGUGCAUGUGCGUGUGUGUGUGUGCGCGCGUGUGUGUUCCACACCAAGUGCCAAAGAAACAUACAUACAGAAACGAGCUGAUAAUUAAACUCAAACUCAACCAAAACCCAGAAAAAAAAGUAUAAAUUCAUCAUCUUUGACUGUAUGACAAGGCACACUCACUCACACACACACAUACACACACACACACACACACUCCAACCUCAGGACUGGAAGUGAAGAAUUGUUGUAAACUCUCCUCAAGUUAUAUUUGCUUUUUCAUUUUUUAUGUUUUAUUAAUAGCCAUUGAUUUUGUGUGCCAGACUUAGAGAAGUGCCUUUAAAGAUAUGCUGUUCUGUGUCAGUAUCCCUGCAUAUCAUUGAAGAGAUGCCCCUUUCCAACAAAUACACAUUUGUACUUUUCAGAGUGCCAAUAUUUGGAUUUUUCCCCCCUCAUUUUAAAAAGAUUUGCUCGUCUGUCGUUUCAUGAAUGCUUAAAGUUGACCAGAGAAUGAUGAGAUCCAAUGCCUUAUUUUAUUUAUGCACAUGAUUGAUUGCUAAUUAAACUCUCUGUGUAAGACAUUAUUUUGGAUUUAAUAAAGAGGAAUUUCAUCAGUCACCCAACAACACAAAGCUGACCAGUAACACACUGUUGAACCACCUGAUCAUACCUGUCCUUGUGCAUCUUCCUUUCAGGUGAGAUGUGGUUACAGGAAAAACUAGAAUAAGCUUGUGAUUAGAUAAGUGCCUAAAUGCUCAGACAAAUAGCCUCGCAGCUUGACAAGGCUAGAGAAACCUCUGUAAAAUUCUUAAAAAAACAAAAAACAAAAAAAAAGAACAAGAAAGUGCUACAC
Messenger RNA from Chelmon rostratus (copperband butterflyfish), 1420 nucleotides. It is a transcript of the gene vamp3, whose product is annotated as vesicle-associated membrane protein 3 (cellubrevin). Gene Ontology annotation, molecular function: SNAP receptor activity; syntaxin-1 binding. Gene Ontology annotation, biological process: vesicle-mediated transport; SNARE complex assembly; vesicle fusion. The transcript is spliced from 5 exons. The record is from RefSeq and is a predicted model, not a curated record. Bases 112 to 423 code for a protein of 103 amino acids. Gene Ontology annotation, cellular component: plasma membrane; SNARE complex. NCBI's taxonomy places the organism in Eukaryota, Metazoa, Chordata, Actinopteri, Chaetodontiformes, Chaetodontidae.